AGGAGGGAGGCAACUUGGUCUGAAGCCGCGAUUGGUCUACGUCGGGAGAUGGAGUACAAGCAGCGCGUGGGUUCGCAUGCACUCGUGUGCUAGCUUGUGCUGCUCUACUCUCCGCACUUCCAACGCAAUUCAGUUCUCUUCAUCAUCUAUCCCCGCCUGCACAACCCUACCAAUUGCGCAUACUCGAGCUUAUUGUUGCGGAGGCCGGAAGGUCGAGCUUAUUGUUGCGGAGGCCGGAAGGGGAAAUUUAAGUGGGAACAACCAAUUGAAGUCUGAAGGUUGUGGGUUGUGAGUUUUGUGGUCGAGUUGGAGAGGAUGGCAGCUAUCGCGCAAACGAUGGCGACCACGUGGGUUUCGCAUACCACAGUCAGGGUGGUGCCGUUAAGGGUUGCCUCAAGUGGGGUGAGCUCUGUCUCCUCGUUACCAGCGGCUAUGAGGAUCUCUCACAAGGGGAGAAGUAACGCGAUAGUUGUGCGGGCUUCAGAUUCUGCAACUGCAUCACCGUCUAGUGCAGCUCCUGCCAUCAUGCUCACAGAGAAAGCACUGAGUCACUUGAUGAAAUUAAAGGCCAGUCAGGACAAGGAAUUAUGUCUGCGUGUUGGAGUUCGGCAGGGCGGUUGUUCCGGCAUGUCAUAUGUGAUGGAUUUUGAAGAGUCCUCCAACCUUAGACCUGAUGAUUCGAUCAUCGACUACGAUGGUUUUAAAAUGGUGUGCGACCCCAAAAGUCUAUUGUUCUUGUUUGGGAUGCAGUUGGACUACAGCGAUGCUCUGAUCGGAGGAGGCUUCUCUUUCAGCAAUCCAAACGCCUCUUCUACCUGCGGCUGUGGAAAAUCGUUCGCUGCUUAGAUUACUGCAAACGAACAUUUCAUUAAAAAUUAGGUUGUGCAUCCCUGUGAAAGCAUUUUUAUUAGAUUAAUGGGAAUGCAGAUCUAUGAAGUGUAAUGCAUAGUGCAUAACCUGCUCUACAGUGUAUUAACAGUUGCACUGUGAAUAUCCUCCAUGUACUAUAUCGGAUAUGUAAAUGAUGUUUUCAUUUAGUGGUGUAAUCAUACUUUUUA
Molecule: messenger RNA, 1058 nt
Organism: Physcomitrium patens
Lineage: Eukaryota; Viridiplantae; Streptophyta; Bryopsida; Funariales; Funariaceae
Biological process (GO): iron-sulfur cluster assembly
Cellular component (GO): chloroplast stroma
Molecular function (GO): protein-macromolecule adaptor activity; iron-sulfur cluster binding
Source: RefSeq, a predicted model, not a curated record